AAAAUCUUUCAAUUCUUAAGUUGCCGGUGACUAACAUACCAUCUACUGUUCAACCCGAAUUAUUUAUUUCUCUACUCGUUUAAUAUUGUACUAUACAGUAUUCCAAGGUUGACGGAGCUUAUGUUUAUCACUGACAGACAGCUGUACACGCUCUUAAUUUCCAUCCCGUGAAAGAAAGACAUUUCCAAGUACAGUAUCACCAAUCUAUCAUCCUAACAGUAGUGUCCCUGGCUGGAGGAGGAUCCCCACACCCCUUAUCUUCUUACAUUUCUUCCUGGUUUCUCACUAGCCUGUAUUAACUAUAUGAGAGGACUGGGUGCUUACAGACUCUUACAAUAAGGCUAGGGGGCGUGUAGAUCGUCCGCCAAUCAGCUUCGAGGCCAACAGGAACUCUACCAAUGAGAGGCGAGGGAGGAUAAUGGGUGCGUUCUGAGGAGCAAACUUACUAAAAAUCGGUGUUUUUUCCAACACAUAAGCUUAUCAAGAGUGGUCUCAACUGAUUGUCGGCUUUGUUCCUCCAUCCUGGUAGUGCACUAGAUCACUCGCUCAUGUUACCGUACAGGUUUGGCAAUAGCCGUUUUAUUCCCCACAACAGAUACAAAACUCAUCUAGAGGUGACGAUGAUGACGACGAUGAUGAAAGUGAUGGUGACGAUGGUAAUGGUGACGAGGAUGGUGAUGAGUAGAAACGUGCUCAUGAUGGUGUCAGAUGAUGCUGGUCUGGAGAUGAAGGCGUACGGAAACACUGUGUGUAAGACGCCGCAUUUGGACGAACUGGCCAAACGCAGCACAGUGUUCACCCGAGCCUUCACGUCCGUCAGUAGCUGCUCGCCCUCCCGCUCCGCCAUCUUGACGGGCCUCCCCACACACCAGAAUGGCAUGUACGGCCUCCACCAAGGCUACCACCACUUUAACUCAUUUGAUGACGUCCGUAGUCUGCCGGGGAUCGUGGCAGCUGCUGGGGUCCGUACGGGCCUCGUGGGUAAGAAGCACGUCGGACCGGACUCUGUUUAUCCUUUCGACUUCGCUCACACGGAGGAGACAGAGUCCAUCAUGCAAGUGGGGCGGAACAUAACCCGCAUUCGGCAGCUGGUGCGGCAGUUUCUCGACACCAACAACACGCGGCCCUUCUUCCUGUACGUGGGCUUCCAUGACCCUCACCGCUGCGGCCACACCCACCCCGAGUACGGCCAGUUCUGUGAGAAAUUUGGCAACGGGGAGCCCGGCAUGGGCACCAUACCUGAUUGGCACCCGGUAACGUACGACCCCGCCCAGGUGGUGGUGCCGUACUUCGUGCAGGACACGCCUGCGGCACGAGAAGACCUGGCGGCGCAGUACACGACACUGUCGCGGCUGGACCAGGGCGUGGGGCUCAUGAUGGCCGAGCUGGCGAGCGCCGGACACCUCAACGACACCUUAGUGGUGUACACCUCAGACAACGGCAUCCCCUUCCCCGCCGGCAGGACCAACCUGUACGACCCCGGCCUGGUGGAGCCCCUGCUGGUGUCGUCACCGCAACACUCGGCGUCGUGGGGCAACACCUCCACCAUCCUUGCCUCCCACCUCGACCUCACACCCACCGUCCUCGAAUGGCUGCAAGUCUCUUACCCCAAUUACACCAUUAUCAACAAGCGCCAACCUGCGGUGCUCACAGGCAAAUCACUGCUACCUUACCUCGACCACGGGCAGCCGGACGCAGGCGAUCCGAAGCCAAGCUUGGACGUGUCCAAGCAAGAACUAGGCGUGUGGCUGCAGGACGUGGGUAUAAUCAGGUCGGAGCCUGCAGUGUAUGCCAGCCACGACCUGCACGAGGUGACGAUGUACUACCCCAUGAGGGCCAUCCGUACCCCGUCCUACAAGCUCAUCCACAACCUCAACUACAAGAUGCCCUUCCCCAUCGACCAGGACUUCUACCUCUCGCCAGUGUUCCAGGACAUCCUCAACCGUACGAGGGCGUCACUACCGCUCCCCUGGUACAAGACCCUCCGCAACUACUACUACCGCGACGAGUGGGAACUGUACGACCUCCACUUCGACCCCGACGAGAAGUUCAACGUGGCUCACAAGGGGCGUUACCAGGACGUGUUGGGGGAGCUGCGCGCGCGGCUGUGGGCGUGGCAGAACCAGACCUACGACCCCUGGCUGUGUGGCCCCGGCGCCGUUCUGCAGGACUCUGGGUCGUACGCCACCCACCACGCCUGCCUCCCCCUCUACAACGGCCUGUGACCACCCUCUUGCCCUCGUCCACUGUACGACCCCAUCAGGAGUCUUCACGAGUCCUUCACGACGCCUCUAUCACCCCCCCCCACCUGUACGACCACCCAUGACCUCUACAUAACCCCCCUAUAACCACCCAUGACCGAUACAUAACCCCUCUAUAACCACCCAUGACCUCUACAUAAUCUCUAUAUAACCACCCAUGACCUCUACAUAAUCUCUAUAUAACCACCCAUGACCUCUACAUAAACCCUGUAUAACUACCCGUGACCGAUACAUAAUCCCUCUAUAACCACCCAUGACCUCUAUAUAAUCUCUAUAUAACCACCCAUGACCUCUACAUAAUCUCUAUAUAACCACCCAUGACCUCUACAUAAACCCUGUAUAACUACCCAUGACCGAUACAUAACCCCUCUAUAACCACCCAUGACCUCUAUAUAACCCCUACAUAACCAUCCAUGACCCCUAUAUAACCACCCAUGACCUCUACAUAACCCCUCUAUAACCACCCAUGACCUCUACCUAACCCCUACAUAACCACCCAUGACCUCUACCUAACCCCUAUAUAACCACCCAUGACCGAUACAAAACUCCUCUAUAACCACCCAUGGCCUCUACCUAACCCCUACAUAACCACCCAUGACCUCUACAUAACCCCUAUAUAACCACCCAUGACCUCUACAUAACCCCUAUAUAACCACCCAUGACCUCUACAUAACCCCUUUAUAACCACCCAUGACCUCUAUGUAACCCCUCUAUAACCACCCAUGACCUCUAUGUAACCCCUAUAUAACCACCCAUGAUGAUGAUGAGGUAAUUGUUUGUUAUUAAAGAAUAGUUGACCA
Homarus americanus (American lobster) is the source of this 3061-nucleotide messenger RNA. RefSeq names its product N-sulphoglucosamine sulphohydrolase-like (gene Sgsh). NCBI's taxonomy places the organism in Eukaryota, Metazoa, Arthropoda, Malacostraca, Decapoda, Nephropidae. The record is from RefSeq and is a predicted model, not a curated record. Gene Ontology annotation, biological process: glycosaminoglycan catabolic process; heparan sulfate proteoglycan catabolic process. Bases 549 to 2225 code for a protein of 558 amino acids. The transcript has 5 exons. Gene Ontology annotation, molecular function: N-sulfoglucosamine sulfohydrolase activity.